This is a messenger RNA of Apis florea (little honeybee), 2868 nucleotides long. RefSeq lists its product as uncharacterized. NCBI's taxonomy places the organism in Eukaryota, Metazoa, Arthropoda, Insecta, Hymenoptera, Apidae. The record is from RefSeq and is a predicted model, not a curated record.
GAAAAUUAGAGGAGACGCGACGGUUCACGUAGCGAUCGUAAUGCACGAACGAGCUGUCGUAGCGCGGUUCGCAAGGUUUAUUACCGCGCAUGCGCGCUCCGAUCCGCACAUGGACCGCGACUAGAAGCAUCCCCUUGUUUUCCGUGUCGUAUAGUCGUGUAACGCGUGUCUCAUGGUGUCGCGUCACACCGCGUGCUACGUCGCAUCGCGUUAACGAACGACGAGUUUCAUUGGAAAAGAGAUAAUUCGUCGUUUUGAGAAGUCCUUUAAAGAAAGUGAAAGAAUCGCAUUGUCGGAAGAACGAGGAGGAAAAGAAAAGGAAACGAAAUCGAACGGUUGGAACGAGGAAUUGGAGCAUCGAAAGGAAGAGCGGAACGGCGGAAGAGUGAGCGCGAAACGGAAGAAGGGAACAGGGGAACGGGACAGUGGAACGGGAGAACGGAAGGAAGACACGCGUGCCAGUUGCAAGAGAACGGAACAGUCGGCCGGGAUGGAUCGGAUAAAAGGGUUGGGGUGAGGGGGCUGACGAGUGAGGUGGUGGUGGCCGGUCGUCGGGCGCCGUCGGGCGGCGAGUUUUCAGUCUGUCCUGCGCCGUCGAAACGAAGGAAGCGCCGCUCGUCGUCGAGCGCGACGUCGAGCGCGACGAGCCGACGAGCCCGUGCCCUUCUUAGUUCGCGUUCGCUCGCCGUCUCGAGCGUCACAUUUUCUCCUUUUGUUCAAUUGCGCGGACGCGCGCACUCCUCGCUUUUCUCUUCCUCCUUUUCUCUCCCAAUUUCUCCCAGUUUAUCCUUAUCCGACAAUCACCACCAGAAUAUAACUUUAUCUGGCCUCGAAAUCUCGCCGUAUCUCCGACGAUUUUUUGUUGUCCGUCCUUCUCCCCUUCCUUUUCUCUCUCUCUUUCUUUCUCUCUCCGUUUCCUUCUAUCGGUGUAACCGUCUGUUUACUUUUAUCUUAAUCUCUAUCUCCGUAUUUCGCAUCUUUUGCUCUCUUCUCUUUCUUUCUUUAUUUUCAUCUUUGUUUCGCCCUUCCCUAUACUAUUCUCUCGCGCUUUAUAGUCUUCUCUGUCCACGAUCUAAGACUCCUUUCUUUCGUCCGCUUCCUUGAUUACGUUCCUCCUCGUUUCUUACACGUUCUAUCUCGUAUUCAUGGAAGAUAUGCCAUUAAAAUCGUCUAGUCGAUAGAGACGAAUGUUCGAAGCCGAAUUUUCUCGAAAAGAAUUGUGAGCACGGUAAUUGUGGAUUUUUUGCCACGGACUUGCUCCAGAUUUUCGCAUCGACCACCUUCGAAUCAAGGUAGAAAGGUGCCAAGGAUCGAUAAUUUUGAUAGAAGCAACAAAACUCGAACGUUACGACGACAACGUUGGAGGCGUCAACUACACAGCGAAGGAAAACGACGUGGAGCAGCAAAUCUAACUUCGAAGGUGGGAAUAACGAGCACAAAGGCGAGGAAAUUGCGUCAACGUCAACGAAGUUUUUCUUCUUAAAGUAUUUAUCGAAGUAAGAGGGGAAGAAAAAAAAAAAGUACCAAAGAACUGUGGAAAAUUAUCUGUAAAGCGGGAGAAGUACCUGCGAGGAGGCUAACGAAGAGAAACGGUGGAAUAAUUAAGAAGAAGGAAGGUGGAAAAGAAGAAGCGAGAGGGCACGGUUUGGAGAAGGGAGAAGGAUUGGAGGGAAAAGGGGAUCGAAAGGAGAAGAAGGGGAGGAGGGAGAAAGAUGAGAAGCAACGUUCCGCGAUAGAAGGAGGAAUUGGCGAAGGAAGGGGACGUGGAUCGGGGUGGAUCCGGGUCGAUCGGUGUGAUGGUCUCGGGGUGGUGCCCGUGCGUGCCGAUCGGCCGCCGGGAAUCACCGGCCCAACAGCAGUCGGCCUCCUCCUCGAGGAGUUUAGGAACGGACGGUGCACCGUUCACCGUCAGCGCGGCGACCGAUCGCGCAGAUAUGGUCCAGAUGUUUUAUUACGAAAAUCGCGGCAAAUGCUGCAAGAAACUUCUCCGAUACAACGGAUACCCGAACAAGGUGCUUCUGUUUCCGGAAGAAGGCUGGGCGAGGAGCGCGAGCAGUUCCUACUGGACUUUGACGCCGUUCUGGUGGAGUCGAAGUCGAUGCAAGGUGGUCGAAGUUGCUGGAACCAGAAGGUACAGCACUCAAGCAAAAAUGGUGGACACAGGAACUGGCACGCUUUACAUCGUCGGCUCUUUCAAAAGAAUGACAACCGAUCCUGAUUUCAAGUUGUACCUGACGUCGAACGUAUCGUCGAGCGACUUCAACAUGGGUUACAGUAUGACUGGCACGUUGGAGCGUGGCUGCAAGAAGACCAACUCUUUUCAGAUGACACACUUUGCGGUGAUUCGUCGACGAGACUACGAAAAGGCCUACGAGGACUCAAAUCCCACCUAGUGCCCGUCCACACCCACGCUGUCCGAGUGUGGGGAUUGCGAACACUACGCGUAGAAGGAAAAGGGUAUUAAUCGAAUUACGCGCACGGCUUACCCUCCAAUUUAUUCUCGAUUCAAAACAAAAACGUUCUUAGAAAAGAAGGAUUCUCUUUUACCAUUCGAUAAUCGAGCAAAUUAACUCUGUGAUCUUCACACGGAUCAUAGCGAUACUCUCGUCGAAUCUUUCUUCUCGUCCCGGUCUGCAGGGAAUUAACGGUUAAAUAUCCGAAAAAAGCGAUCGCAGCGACCUCGACUGGUAGCGUCAGCCGAUACGCGACAUUCGAUACGCGCGCGACACGCAAUACAGAGAAAUCAAACACCCGAACGAACGAGCAAAAGCCAAAACGUCCAAAGGUAGCGUUAAAAACUUAGGUCGAAUUAAGUAGUUUUUAAAAAAAAAAAAAGAAUAGCAGGGAACGAUACAGAUGGCGAGUAUA